AGAGACCAAAGAUAAACUCAUUGCAGUCAUGAUAACUAGGGUUAUAAUAUCCUCUGGGAGUAUUACAAACUUUUAUUUGGGCAUCUGAUAAAACUUUAAAUAUACGACUCCAACUGGACUUGAUUGUAUUUUGUCUCCCCCAGUACUCCUGAGCCACUUUAACACAGGGCUGCUUUAUGUCUGAAUAAUAACUGUUUCAGGCACAGACGUGUGCUGCAAUACAUAUAAAAACAAUAAUAAAAUAGAAGACGUAAAAGGCAUACUUUAUUAAUCCAAAUUUAAUAGAAAAUAUUCUAUAACAUAACACUUUGAUAGGAGCCAUUCUGCAUAAUGAGCACUUUUACUCAUUUAGCAGAUGUUACUAUGCUUUCCCCACCACUUGGUAUGAGAUGGUGACAUCAGCUGUUGGUGGGGAGGCUUAGAUGGACUGCAGGUCUAAAAAUAAUAUAAGUUCCAGGUUGAACUGAAAAGCAAAAUAUAAAAUGUCCACUUGCCACGAUAACACAUUGUGUAAAACAGCCUUCCUGGUUCCAUCUGCUCGUUCCUGGUGUGAAAGCCGUACUUUUUAAAUCCUUAAGUCUGAGCUGAACAUGCUAAUGUCAAUGAGCCAUAUGAUGAGAAGAAUAAAUAUUUACCACGGGCCUCUGUGAGGAACCACCUGUAACACACUGAUCCCAGCUGAUUCCUUCAUUUUAAUGUUAUGUGACUGCCUCCACAUAGUGUAACAUAUAACCUGCCAAUAGGAAUCAGGCUGAGUUGUCUCAGGGGGAGUGGAAGCUAGCGUGUUCAGGCAAGAUACACUGCCUUACUUUGCCUUUUCUUCAUCCUUACUUUGUAAGGAAACCUCAGAGCACCUCUAAUUGCUACGCGUGUCUGGCAUUUUGAGUUGUUAUCCCGUCUUAUCUCCACAAUGGAUCAUCAGUACACGUGUGACAAGUGAAGUUAUGAGAAUGCAGGACAAAGUCAACAGUGAUCCACUAAAGAAAUCAGUGGGAGAGAGUGAUCAACGUGGACAGCAGACUAAAGAUGAGAGGAAAACAGUGCAGAGGAGAACCUUCACCAGGUGGAUUAAUGUGUUUCUGCAGAGAUGUGAUCCUCCGUUUGAAGUACAUGACCUGUUCACGGACAUUCAGGAUGGCAGAAUACUGAUGGCCCUGCUGGAGGAGCUGUCUGGGUGCAAACUACUUUACAGGUUUAGGUCGUCUUCUCACCGCAUUUUCAGACUGAACAACAUUUCCAAGGCCCUGGCUUUCCUGGAUGAUAGACAUGUGAAGCUCGUUGGCAUCGAUGCCUCUGGCAUUGCUGAUGGGAUCCCGUCUGUUGUUCUUAACCUUGUGUGGAACAUGAUUCUGUAUUUCCAGGUAAAGGAGGUGAUGUCAGGCCUCGAGAGACAUUUGUCUUCAAGCCUCUCUUCCUUAUCAAUGAGCAGUUACCCCUCCUCCAGCGACCUCUCACCCGAGCCAAAUGACAUUGGCAGCUAUUCCUGGAACACCCUGCCAAGUAAAGGCAGAAAGGCUGCCAGAGAGCCAAAGUACCACGGGAAAGCAAUCAAGACUCUACUGCAAUGGGUCCAAAGAUGCACAUCACAGUUUGGAGUGGAGGUGCAUGACUUUGGGAAGAGCUGGAGGAGUGGGCUGGCAUUCCUAGCCAUGAUUAAGUCCAUAAACCCAGCCUUGGUUGACCUGAGGGAGAGCCUGUCCAGAGAGCCAAGAGAGAACAUUCAGCUGGCCUUCAUGAUAGCCCAUCACAGUUUGGACAUACCACCUCUGAUGGAGCCUGAAGAUGUGUCAGGCACUUCACCAGAUGAGCAGUCCAUCAUCACCUAUGUGUCUAUGUUUCUGGGGCAUUGUUCAGGCACAGAUGAGGAGCAUACGACAGAUGUUGAAGUUCCUGAUAUCCCAAAUUUUGGAUCACUUGAGUCAGUCAACUUUGGAGAGACCCUCGCUGACGAGCCAGAAGCCCAAGCUUUGCUCCAAGGCUGGGAGAACAGCAGUGAGCAGUUACUUUGGAAACGGUGGGCCAGGAGAUCCCCAGGAAGCCCCUGUGCCACCUCGCUUCACACAAGUGGAGCCACGUUACCAAUCAACCACAAGAAAAGCAGGCGUCGAAGCAUUUCACAGCCUCCCAGUCCACUGGACGCAGGCGUAGGCAGCCAGGAGAUUAAAUUGUGGAUGGAGAAAGCGUCUGCAGAUCAGGGCUACAGCAAGCCAAGAGUGGAUGAAAGUCACCUUUCUUUGAGCUCAGAGGAAGGAAUCUACAGCAUUUCAGCAUUGGACUCAGAUGAGGAGGAAGCCUACAGCUACAUCCUGGAUCUGAAUAAAGAGGUUUUUCAGUCAUAUAAUCUGAUGAAAAGACAAGUGCCGAGGGUUGAAGAGGAAACAGAGGAAGAAAUGUUCCUGAAUGGACAGCAUAAUGAAGAGUCAAAACUUCUGGAAGUAUAUGAGACGUUAAACAGCAGGAGCAGUAAACAUCAAGAAGGCUCACUUGUACAAAAUGUUGAAUCAGAAGUCAGGGCUCAGUCAAUGGUUCAUAGGACGUUUGAUUGCGACAAAAAUGAAAGCAGUUCCAGAGAGAUGGCAAACUGCAUAGCUGCAUUUGACAAGGAGCCAGAGGAAGACAGCAGAAGCAGAGAGGAACUUGAAGAUGAGAGAGUUGUUCAGGGACAGAGUAACAAUGAUGGUGAUUAUUUUGAGGAAGAGAGGGAGAAGGAGAAGGCAGAAAAUGCUAGAUUGGUGAAGCAUGGAUGUGAUAAAAGGGAGACUCUGGUAGAUGAAACCAAGAACACAAAGCUUUUUGAAGUGGCUGCGUGGAAGAGAGAGGUUGACAAAGAGACUGAAAUAGGGCUUUUUGAAAAAUAUGGACAAGUGAGUGAAAAGGGAGCGCUACACAAAAAAGAAGAGGAAGAACAUGUGAUGACAUUUGAGGAUGGGCAGGAAAGAAAGCAGGGGGAAGAAAAGUGUGAAGAGGAUAUUGUAAAGGAAGAAGAGAGUGAAAAUCAGCAAAGUGAUUUUGAAAGUUCCAAGGUUGGCGUAAAUGGAAAAAUAUUAACUGACAAGGCCGUAUGUGAAGUCAGAGGAGCCGGGAGAACUAGAAAGAACACAAAAAAUGACGGGAGAGACAAUGCUGCUAAAAUGGAAGAUUUAACUUGUAAAGAUGAAGACAAGGAAGAAUACAGUGAUGAAGUUAUGAAUUCAAUGGAUUUUGUGGAAUUCAGAACAGCAGAGGAGAAAGACAGGGACUUUAAGACUAAGAGAUGUAAACUCACUGAUAAGAAGGAAACACAAGCAGACCAUCCUGGUAAAACUGACCCCAAAAAUGACACUAACGGAGGUGUAAACGUCCAUCCUGUCUGUCGUGCAACUUCAUUCAGAGAGGGAGGAUUCAUUCUUCCAUUUCCAGCAGCCUCUUGUGACAUAACCCCAUUAGAGCUGCAAAUGCUCGUGGUCCUGUGGAUCCUGAUCUACUGCUGCUUCAUCCUGCCUCAAAUGAACUUCUGAGUCCCCCGCAGUGCACCCUUCUUAUUAAGAUAUGCUUAUUAGCCCAGUUUCCACUAACGAGCCGAACAAGGACACUUAGGGCUGGGUCGACUCUUUAUCUGUGUCACAGAAUUUCCCUCAUGGCAACAUUUAAUGAUUGUGUUUACUUUUUGCUGCCUGCAAAAAUAAUUUGUUAUUGCUGCUAUAGUUUUAAGAUAAAUACAAAUGUUGCCAGCUACAUGGUCUCGCAUUACACAAAUUAUUAGACAUGGUUUGUGAGUUGUUGUUUUUUGCAUGUUUAUUUUUAUGGCAGAAAUACUCCUUUCAAUUUCAGUUGACUUCCUCAACCACAUGGUGGCAUCGCAGCACCACAGCCAUCUGUCGACUGAGCGUCCCGUAUGAGCUGCUGUUUAAUUAGAAACUGUACUGACACGCUGAGAUUAAGCUGAUAAUAUUUAAUGAGCACUUUGACAUUUCGCACCCUUGUGGCUUAGAAUGUAUACUGUUUUAUUGUUUACUGUAUGAUAGUUUAA
Messenger RNA from Cottoperca gobio, 4009 nucleotides. RefSeq names its product calmin b (gene clmnb). Gene Ontology annotation, molecular function: actin filament binding. Lineage: Eukaryota; Metazoa; Chordata; Actinopteri; Perciformes; Bovichtidae. Gene Ontology annotation, cellular component: meiotic nuclear membrane microtubule tethering complex; cytoplasm; nuclear outer membrane. Gene Ontology annotation, biological process: nuclear migration. The record is from RefSeq and is a predicted model, not a curated record. The coding region runs from base 945 to 3497 and encodes 850 amino acids. The transcript has 10 exons.